AUGUUAGUUAAUCCUCGUUUAUCGAUGUUAUCGCGUAGCAUAUCUUUGCUUUCGAGAAGCUCACAAUUACGAGCUCGUCUUUUCUCUUCAAGCGCGCCCGCUGCCUCCGAAACUGUAAAUUACACUCUUCCUGAGGGUUCUUUUCAAACAUACGAAUGCGACCCACCGUCACACGAUAUAAAAGUUAACAAAGAAGAAACGAUUAAUAUGUACAAACAAAUGGUUCUUAUGCGGCGAUUGGAAACGACCGCGGACGGGCUAUAUAAGUCAAAACACAUUCGAGGGUUUUGUCACUUGUGUACAGGCCAGGAAGCUGUUGCCGUUGGCAUGGAAGCUGCAAUUACACCAGAUGAUCAUGUCAUCACGGCAUACCGUUGUCACGGUUUUACUCUGGUUCGCGGGCAAACUCCCCAUGCCAUAUUGGCUGAAUUGAUGGGCGAGUUAGCGUUUUCUCUAACAUCAUUAUGUAAAGGUGGAUCUAUGCAUAUGUUUAGUAAAAACUUUUAUGGUGGUAAUGGUAUCGUUGGUGCACAGGUUCCCGUUGGUGCUGGUAUAGCAUUCGCACAACAAUAUCUAAAUACAAAACAGGCCACAUAUAUUUUAUAUGGUGAUGGUGCUGCGAAUCAAGGACAAGUUUUUGAAGCUUAUAACAUAUCAAAAUUAUGGAAUCUUCCUGCAAUAUAUGUAUGCGAGAAUAAUCAUUAUGGAAUGGGUACUUCAGCAAGUCGAAGUUCAGCGGAUACAAACUAUUUUGCACGUGGCCAGUAUAUUCCUGGUCUCCGAGUAAAUGGGAUGGAUAUACUUGCUGUUCGUCAAGCAUGUAGCUGGGCUAAAGAUUGGGUUCUCAGUGAUAAAGGACCUCUAGUCUUGGAAAUGGUCACUUAUCGUUACGGUGGUCAUUCAAUGUCAGAUCCAGGUACAAGUUAUCGUACCAGAGAAGAAAUACAGCACAUGAGAAGUACGAAUGAUCCGAUAACGGGAUUAAAGCAACGUUUAUUGGAUCUGGAUUUCUUAACUGAAUCAGAAACAAAGCAAAUUGAUAAAGACGCUCGCGCAACCAUCGAUGAAGCAGUAAAACUCGCGCACAAUGAUCCAUUCCCAGACGAAACAGAAUUAUAUACGUAUAUAUUUGUUGAAGGAUCUGAGCCCCCAUUUGUUCGUGGUAGAGAAAAAGAAGAGGUGGGACACGUUGUACAUAAACAGUAA
Molecule: messenger RNA, 1206 nt
Organism: Ambispora gerdemannii
Lineage: Eukaryota; Fungi; Glomeromycota; Glomeromycetes; Archaeosporales; Ambisporaceae
Source: the annotation of a GenBank genome assembly